Rhizophagus irregularis DAOM 181602=DAOM 197198 is the source of this 333-nucleotide messenger RNA. NCBI's taxonomy places the organism in Eukaryota, Fungi, Glomeromycota, Glomeromycetes, Glomerales, Glomeraceae. The record is from RefSeq and is a predicted model, not a curated record.
AUGCCUAUAGAAUGGACCCGUGCAGCUACUGACCAUUUGAUAAGACAAAGAAGACGUGGUAAUGAGCGCUACUACGAUAUGGAUGGUAGAAGUAGGGUCUCCUUCUGGGAGACAACUGCAAGACGACUCUACCAGGACCUACGAUUUCGUUGCUCUGCAAGACAGAUUUUGUUGAGUGGAGAAAUGGAGGAAGUAGAGGUCGCUGGACCAGAACAGGCCAGCGUUACUAUCGGUCAUUCAGAAGCAGAUUAUGGGAGCAGCCCGAAACGCGGCAUAGUAGGAGACGCCAACGUAACAGGAGGCACCUACGGCGACUUCGAGCUUGAGAUUUAA